AUGGCGGGCGCGGACCCGAUUGUGGCGGUGGAUGUGCGCGACGACAGGUUGCGGGUUGCGGCGGUGCUGGGGGCUACAUUAUGGUUAAUGCUGCUGCAACGGAUGUUGUGCCGCCGUGCGUUUGUUCCGUUUCUGGCGGAGCAGUAUGCUCGGGGCGAGUUUCCUGCCGAUGAGCUGGGCAGAGUGUAUAAGGUGCAGGAUUACGAGGAGGCGUUUGCGGACGUUCGUGAGGGGAAAGUGAUCAAGGCGGUGUUGGAUUGAACUGCAUCGAUGGGAUCCUAUCAGUAUUGUCCAUUGUCAAUUAACCGUGCGUGUACAGCAUAAAGGCCGGGGAAGUGUUGCUGUGUUGCAGCGUUGCAGCAUUUAGUCGGGAUUACUGAUCGAGUGGCCUGACACGGAUGGCGU
This is a messenger RNA of Aspergillus homomorphus CBS 101889, 405 nucleotides long. RefSeq lists its product as uncharacterized. The record is from RefSeq and is a predicted model, not a curated record. Bases 1 to 261 code for a protein of 86 amino acids. The transcript is spliced from 2 exons. NCBI's taxonomy places the organism in Eukaryota, Fungi, Ascomycota, Eurotiomycetes, Eurotiales, Aspergillaceae.